AGCUUCGUUUCCAAUUAAGCGGCAAUAGACGGACCUAUGGGCCAAACCACGAGGACCCUGUGAGGGGCUAUGCGGACACCGCUAUGGAGUUUCCCAGUGAGUUAUGGACAUCUUUUUUCUCUCCUCUGUACACCGGCUUUACUAGUUAGUCUAUUUCACGCUUUAAGCAAAGGGGGGGGACUGCAUGCACAGGUUGAUGUUUUAUCGCUCACCGUGGUGCGUAAAAAGGCGCGUCCUCGUACUUGCGGACUUACACGUUAUCUCUAUCCUUUGGGGAGGUAAAUAAAAGGUUUUGUCAUACACCGCAGUGAUGCAAAGUCUGGUACGUGACUGCUCUCACCAGCAGCACACAUGGUUUAGACACGGACCAAUACGCCGGUCGGACUAUCGAUGGGACCCGCGCGCUUGGUUGCACGUUGGACUUAUUGGAUGCAGUGCCUUUAACUUGAGCCGUACAGUUUGUGCAUAUGUUUAAACACACGAUGUUUCUUAAAGAUGCGGCACCUAUUUGCGAAUGUUGCAGAAAACGAAUAGAGGACUGCUUGCCUUGCUGUUGAUGGUGUUGGAGUGGACCCGGCCAGGCCUGCCGUCCCCGCUGAGGCCGAUCUGUGACCUCAGGGUCCUGAACCAUUUCAUUAAAGAAGCACAAGACGCAGAAGUGGCUAUGAAGUCAUGUCAAGUAGGAUGUAGCCUGUCAGAGACUGUCACCGUUCCCCAAACCAGAGUCGACUUUGAUGUCUGGGAGAAGACAAAUGCAUUAGAGCAAGCCCAGGAGGUGCAGUCUGGCUUAUGGCUCUUACAACAGGCCCUCAGCUCGCUACGGACCUCAGUCACCAACACAGCACUGCACAGCAACAUAGAUAACUCCAUCAGAAACCUGCUCAGCAUCAAUGCUGUGCUGCGUAGCCUCAACAUCCAGGAAUACACCCCACCAGCGAGUGCAGCGGGGCUUGAGGGAACGUGGAGGGUGUCCUUGGCAACAGAUUUGCUUCAAGUCCACGUCAACUUCCUGCGAGGCAAAGUGCGCCUCCUUCUGUUGGAUGCACAGGCCUGUCAGCAAGACGUCAGCUGAUCUCCCAACUCCAGGCGGAGCUCAUUUGUGUUUCCGAAGGCAAGAGGAGGGACUUGACACUGUUGACCUGCACGCUGGCUGCUGGAAGCAGCGUGCAGAAAGAGAGAAAAAUUGAAGCCCUCCUCACGUGAGGGGGAGGACGCUGAAAGGAGAGGACAGUCCCAGCUGUGCUUUGGACGGACUGGAGAUGAUUGCACCUUGGAAUGUAGACGUGAAACAUGGACACGGCGAAGCACACACUGACCAAAAUGAGGCCUGUGGGAAGCACCGCUCCAAUCGCUGGUCUACUGGCACUCUCUUGCACUUUGUGUGUGGAUGUUCUUCUGUGCGUGUGUGGAUGUGUGUGUCAGUUAGUGUUGCAAGUUUAAAUCUGUACGUAGCGUGCAUGUGUGUCCGUUUCCAGUGAGUUUGACCCUGUCACUCACCUCUUUGGAGUGAAACAGAAAAUAUUGAUUGCACCUGGAAAUUGGAGUACCAUGAGGUUGCGACAGGGCAUCUAUUUCCACUAUAAAAAGGCAAAAAAAAAAGGAGGCCCUUUCAACUAUGCCUCGCAGUCACUGUCUCUUCUGAUAUUUUUUUUUUUCAAUGAAUAUUUUUAUAUAUUUGCACAAGUUGUGCAAUUACUAUUUAUACAGGUUUUCUACUUUUAAGCUCCAGUCUUAGUAUUUUUUUAGUGUCUGAUCUUAAAGAUGUUAGUCAAGCUCUCGUUGCCACGUUCUCUUGUGGAACACAUUUACGAAGCCAUUUGUUGGCAUAAUUUGCAAUAGCACGCUUCCGUCUGACUGUAUGUACUAUGUACUCGACUAGCUGUAGGUUUCACAUCGCAUUUUCCUUCAAACUAACUAUAAAGGACUAAAAAGUCAGUUCACAGUGAACGAGAGGUCGGUGAGGAGGUGGCUGGAGGGUUGCACGAGAUGUCAUUAUCUGUGUUUUUGAUGUUGCCUAACAAACACAGCCUGUCUCCACACACUGAUAGCCAGACGGCCCGGAAAAAGGCUGUUUGCCUUUUACAGUUGACAUCCUGCGAGGCUGUAAUUGCAAACCGUUUUCCAGUAUCUGACGUUAACGUUUCUUGCCUCCCUGUAUUUGUUCGUCAUCAAACAGCAGGCAGGCAAUUAGUCAGUCAUGGGAACUCGAAGCUUUCUAUCAAAUUGAUGCUCAACUCCUUCUUACCGGUGAAGUGUUCUUCCUUGUUUUUUCCCGUAUUUUUAAAUCUUGUGCGAGUGCAAGAUGUUUUUAAGGAUGUUUGUACAUGUUUUCCUUCCUGUUAUUUUUUCUGUUGAUUUGUCCCAUCACUGUAUAAUUAUAAAUGCUAUUUAAAUACAAAAUAUUAUUCUUGGAUAAAGAAAGGAUAGAUGGAAACACGACAAGGGGAAGUCUGUCCAUUUCAUUCAUUAUCUAGAUCUAGUUCAGGUCAGUGGAGUUAAAGAGGGGAGAGUUAAAAUUUAUUGUUUGUCAACAAUCAAAUACACUGUCUGCAUAAAAACUGUCCAUUACAUAUUUUAAACAUGAACACCACCAGCUCAACGUUCCGAAACAAAAUUUAAAUAGAUUUAGACUGCUGACAUCUAGUGGACAUUUACUGCAACAACACUUGUAUGAAAUAAAACCUUCAUAUUUGUAUAUUUUACAACAUGCACAUAUGAAACUGUAAACACUUCAACAGUCCCUUAGUCGGGCCUUAGAAUGAAAGACACUUGUACAUUCACAUUUGGCACAGCCAUGGCUACAAGUACAUACAUUACACAGAGGUUUCAGCUGGCAAACACCUCUGCUGCUUCAAAACAUGCAAAGUAAAAAAGGUACAACAGCAACAAUUUACAAUUGAGAAAACGCAAACAAACAAGCUCAAUAUAUUUAGUCAAUUCAGGUCGUCCCAAUUGGAGUAUUCCAACGCAGUUUAAUGAAUUACAUUCAGCCAACACAUUGUCCAUUCUGCAGUCCUCUACUGCUGUUCUCAUAGGUCCACACACUACAACUUGAAAACUCAUGCCUGACACGCCUCUAUUCAGCUCACUGAGGGUCAGGGUAGAAAACCUUGAUAUGAAUGGCCGAGUUGUUGCGUGUGCGCGUCAUUGGCUCCCCGGCCUCAUCGGGAUCCUCAGGCUCCAGGUCGUCCACGAGCUCCACCGUGGAGGUGUUGGCUGCCAGUUGCAGCGCCCCCUGGCUGCUGGCCUGCAGUUGAAGGGCAAUGUUGAUAGCCCUGUUGAUGGCCAGGCCCAGGCCGUGGACACAGAUCUCCCUGUGACCCCCACCGUCCAGCAGCUUCUGACAGCGUGCCAGCUGAGCGCGGAAAUCCGUCUUCAUGUUGACGUAGACGUCAUUCCGUCUCUUCGGGAGUUUCCGGGGGAGGCGCUUCCUCAGGGUGUACUCCACCGGGUCCAUCUCUACAGCCGGAGAGGUGGAGUCAGUGUGCACUGGGGCUGUCUGAGGCAUAGAGGACAUUCCUGGGUUGCGUGGCUCCGUCAUGUUUUUCAGUGUGUUUAUGUGCUUUAGGCAGCAGCUGGGGCCAAGUGAGCAAGCUGAGAAAAUAAAGUUAGUCGGCAGAAGUUAAUGAAAUGUGAUCAUGAUACCUUACAGCAAACAAACAUAUCAUAUUUGGGGUAGCAACAUUAUCUCUUCAUCUGCUGAAUAGGGUCUAUAAAAAGUAAGUAAAUAUUAAAUAAUUCUUACAAUUUCCCAUCUACAACCAGUCCAAAUCGCAAACAUAGCUCCAAGUAAUGACCCAUUAGACAAAGAAAAGAAACAGAUCCGUAAAACUGAGAAGCUUUAAAUUAUG
This is a messenger RNA of Anarrhichthys ocellatus (wolf-eel), 3851 nucleotides long. It is a transcript of the gene epoa, whose product is annotated as erythropoietin a. The record is from RefSeq and is a predicted model, not a curated record. The coding region runs from base 515 to 1072 and encodes 185 amino acids. NCBI's taxonomy places the organism in Eukaryota, Metazoa, Chordata, Actinopteri, Perciformes, Anarhichadidae. Gene Ontology annotation, cellular component: extracellular region. The transcript is spliced from 5 exons. Gene Ontology annotation, biological process: nucleate erythrocyte development. Gene Ontology annotation, molecular function: erythropoietin receptor binding; hormone activity; cytokine activity.